AUGGCCGAUCACCAAGACACUGCUGGUGCUGCCGCCUCAAACCCCUCCCAGGCAAACCCCUCAACUAUCGUGACGGUGCAUGAUUCCGCAGUUGAUCAGCACCCUCUCAAGCUCUCCAAAGACCAACUGCACAGCCAGUCCGAGGGCGCGGUGCCCCAUGACGUGCUGAAGAACAUCAGCGAACUUGCGGCGGCGAAGAGAGAGAAGUACCGGCGUACCGGCUCUCUACAGGAGAAGGCAGCGCACCAACGCGAUCAGACGACGGAGCCGCUUCCGUACCAGACUGUUCUGAGCAGGAACAAGGUGCUUGGGAAUGUCCUGACCGAUGUGAACGAGGUGUUCACGAGCUUCGUGUGGCCCAACCAGGAAACGACAGCUGACGAGAGUGAAGAGAUUCCCAAAGCCCAUGACCAAGACGCAAACGACCGGGUUUGA
Messenger RNA from Klebsormidium nitens, 435 nucleotides. The record is from the annotation of a GenBank genome assembly. Lineage: Eukaryota; Viridiplantae; Streptophyta; Klebsormidiophyceae; Klebsormidiales; Klebsormidiaceae.